CUCCAACCCCACUCACUAAAUGCCCUUUUGUCUACACGCUUUUUCACUUCUCUCUCUAUCCCCCACCUCUUGUUAGAACUGUGCUUUUUUUGCAGAUCUCUGUGUCUCCUUCUGCAACAAAAUAGGGUUUGUUUCCCCUUCAUCCUCAUUGAAGUCUCACAGUCAUGUCCUCCCUGCCAUAAUUGAUUCAAGGGAUAUAUUAAAUUCCAGCCCCCCGCAUGUUUUCAAUGGUCGCUGUGACAUAUUCUCGUUCAUCCUCGGAAGGAUCAUAGCAGAUCCUGAAAGGAAAAAAAAGGCAUGUUUCCUACAAGCAGCCGUUUGAAAUUCAGUGUCUAGUGAGACUGCUGUGUAUGGCUUCAUCAUCCGGUUACUGUAGCUCUCCGUGCGCUGCUUGCAAGUUCUUGAGGAGGAAGUGCCUGGCCGAUUGCAUCUUCGCGCCCUACUUCCCUCCCGAGGAGCCCCAGAAGUUCGCCAACGUCCACAAGAUAUUCGGCGCGAGCAACGUGAGCAAGCUCCUCAACGAGGUCCUCCCCCACCAGAGGGAGGACACUGUCAAUUCCCUCGCCUACGAGGCCGAGGCGAGGCUCAAGGAUCCGGUGUACGGGUGCGUGGGGGCGAUAUCGGUGCUCCAAAGGCAGGUCAUUAAGCUUCAAAAGGAGCUGGACGCGACGAACGCCGAUCUCAUCCGGUACACCUGCCGCGAGAUACCGAGCACGGUGUCUAGGCCCGUGCAUCAUCGGAGGAGGAAUAAUAACAACAGUAUGGUUCAAGUUUAUGGAGAUGGCGGUUUCGAUCCGAACUGUGGUGGGUAUUAUCAUCCUCUUGCUUGGGGUAAUGGCCAUGUCGGAGAUGGCCAAGAGGGAGAUGAAGGAGGUAUGUGACACAAAUCGUGCAUAGGAUCUGCAAUAAAUUGGUGUUUUUAGCCAGCUCUCCAUGAGAUUAGAAAAGACAAGGAUUAGCUAUGGAAAUAAAUGAUUAUCAUGUGCUGUUUUGUCAUGAAUCAUAUGUAUGACAUCUCCUCCAUGUCCAAAUGGGAAGUCUAGAUCUCUUCCUGUUGCCAGAUUGGAUGAAGCUAGCACUGGUUCAAUGCACUAAUAAA
This is a messenger RNA of Rhodamnia argentea, 1099 nucleotides long. RefSeq names its product LOB domain-containing protein 25-like. The record is from RefSeq and is a predicted model, not a curated record. The coding region runs from base 351 to 881 and encodes 176 amino acids. NCBI's taxonomy places the organism in Eukaryota, Viridiplantae, Streptophyta, Magnoliopsida, Myrtales, Myrtaceae. The transcript is spliced from 3 exons.